GUGCCUUUAAAGGAGAAUAUUAGACAAAUCCCGCCAAGAAAAGAGCCUGCGUUGCGUGGCUGAUAUGGAUAUCACUCCCGAUGCAUCGCUAACCAUGGACGUCGAUAAUUUGGAGGAUGAAAUACCUUCGUCGUCGCCGAACAAUAGCGGACAUGUUUUGUGGAAGGCAUCUCAGACCACCAACGCUGCACUUCGCGACCUUAUCGUGGAGUCAUCAGAGAGCGUGCCCGAUCCUUGUAUGGUUGUUUUCAUAGAAAAGAAUCGAGUCGCUGACAUUCCAUAGCCCUUAGUAAACGCAUCCCCAGGUGGGAUGGACCUAGUUCCCCUCAAGAGCAUCGGAGAUCUACCCCAUAUGAUAUGAGACGUCGCCCUCCGCGACGAUCAUCAUCCACUGUACUUCAGCCUGUCACUUCCACAUCUUCUAAUUUGUCUGGUACCACAACCUCAGUGGAUACAAAGGCUUUAAUCGGUCUCAUCGUAACGGUACAGGGCCCUAAAUCUGGUGACGAGAACUCGGAGCGGGUUUCAGCGGCAAAGAUGAAGACGAGGCAGAAAGACAGGGCCGUGGCAGGAAGCAAGACCGGACGUAGUUCCAUGUUUCCACCUCCCACCCCACAAGGCAAAGGCAAAGGAAGAGCACAGGGUUCUUGCAUGAACGCUGACAAGAGGCGUCGCAGCGGCACUUUUACCGUGCCGGUGCCCUCUUUGUUGGAUUCUGCUUCGACAGCAACAUGUUCGGACGUUUCUAUGCUUGAUGCUAGUCCAGACGGCAUAGACGUCGAACGUGCGGUUUUGGCACCACCUCCACACCCUGUGUUGAUUCCCAGCCACUGCGAGGUUGCUUCGGGACACGGCAAAGCAUCAUUAGACAGCAAGGCCCCAAAGCCACCACUGCCGCGCUCGCGAAACGCACCCGACAAACGUCCGUCUACUCCGUCCGUCGUCGUCAAACCCACUCCGAGCAACGAUGUAGAACACGUUGCGCCAACUCGAAGAACGAAUAAGUUAUCUCAAACCCGAUUAAGCGACAGCGAGAAGGCAAAAACUGGCUUGUCUUCCAAGACAACUAGCGCUCCUACUGGACAAAGCAAACAUUCGUCGGUCGGGAGUCUCAGACGUUCAUCUUCUGUUAAACGGACAGAAGCCAUCAGGAAAGCGUUGGCUGAAGUCUCUUUGCCAUCGACAUCCAAGAGAAACGAGGGUCAAUCACUGCCCUCGAUUUCCAUAGGUGAUUCCAUCGGGCAAGGCAGCCAUUCGUCCAGCCGCAGCGUGACGCCUCUACCUACUCUUUCAUCCAACCGAACCCGUCCCUCUGCGUCCAAGAACUCCUCAGCAGCGUCAUCACGAUCCAUAUCUCGGCAACCCCCAUCUCAAUCGCCCAUCGCAACUCAACAGGAGCCCCCAAGUACAGACCCUUUUUACCGCCCUCCUCCUCGAAUGUUGGGUAUGGGCGUGCGUCGAAUCAGUUCAGCGCCAACAGCUCCGCAUGCAGAUAGGCCAUUGCCCACACAGCAAAAAGGUUUUAAGCCGCCACUCCUCACGGGAAGCCAAGUACCAAAAUCUGUGGAGAGGCCGCCUCUUUCCCCUCGGAAGGAGCCCUCAUCGGACGAUACCUCUUUUGACUGCUCCUUCGAUCUGGAUCCGGAGGAGCUAGAUAAUGCAAUGCAGGAGUUUGACUAGUGUUUCUCAUUUACUUUCAUUUUACUUCAUUCGGGGUAAAUGUUGUAUUUACUUUCUCUCUACCCAAGCAUUAAUUUACUCACCCGCAUUUGGUCUAUGUACCACGUGACAAUUGUUCAGCUAAAAUAAAAUAGAAUGUUUUCACCUUCACUCGAUUUCCACCAUGGACGCGCCAUUGAAUCCACCGACACGAAUACAGCCUUUCUCAGUGACAUCCAUCUCAAC
Molecule: messenger RNA, 1905 nt
Organism: Guyanagaster necrorhizus
Lineage: Eukaryota; Fungi; Basidiomycota; Agaricomycetes; Agaricales; Physalacriaceae
Exons: 1
Coding region: 358-1680 (440 amino acids)
Source: RefSeq, a predicted model, not a curated record